Mustela lutreola (European mink) is the source of this 1699-nucleotide messenger RNA. RefSeq names its product heat shock protein family B (small) member 7 (gene HSPB7). Gene Ontology annotation, biological process: heart development. Lineage: Eukaryota; Metazoa; Chordata; Mammalia; Carnivora; Mustelidae. Bases 94 to 591 code for a protein of 165 amino acids. The record is from RefSeq and is a predicted model, not a curated record. The transcript has 3 exons. Gene Ontology annotation, cellular component: cytoplasm; nucleus.
AGCCAGGGCCCGGCACGCUCCCCCAGAGCCCGCCGCCCGCACCCUCUCCUGUCCCUCUGCCCGCCUGGCCAGCGCCCGGCUGCCGGCCCGUGGAUGAGCCACAGGACCUCCUCCACCUUCAGAGCGGAGAGAAGCUUCCACUCCUCCUCGUCCUCGUCCUCCUCAGCCUCCCGUGCCCUCCCGGCCCAGGACCCGCCCAUGGAGAAAGCCCUGAGCAUGUUUUCGGAGGAUUUUGGCAGCUUCAUGCGGCCCCGCUCAGAGCCCCUGGCCUUCCCAGCCCGGCCCGGGGGACAGGGCAACAUCAAGACCCUCAGGGACGCCUAUGAGUUUGCGGUGGACGUGAGUGACUUCUCACCUGAAGACAUCAUCGUCACCACCUCCAACAACCAAAUCGAGGUGCGGGCUGAGAAGCUGGCAGCUGAUGGCACAGUCAUGAACACCUUCGCUCACAAGUGCCAGCUGCCUGAGGACGUGGACCCCACUUCAGUGACCUCGGCGCUGCGGGAGGACGGCAGCCUCACCAUCCGGGCCCGGCGCCACCCGCACACGGAGCAUGUCCAGCAGACCUUCCGGACGGAGAUCAAAAUCUGAGGGUCUCCCCCUCCCCGUCCCCUCCCAUUUCCCCUCUUCUGCCCCCACUGGCCUGCCAGAGACGUGUUCCUCACCCCUCAUGACAGCUUGCAGGACAUCUCAGCUCAAGUUCCAGGCCCUGAGGUGGGUCACCCCCUAUCCCCCCGCCCCGCUAAACAGAGGCCUUCUGCUCUCCAGGGCAGGCCAGGGAACCUUUUGCCUCACCGAUGGCCCCCAGAUUCCAGAUGUGGCCUCUUUCACUGAAUCCGGAAUAAAGGGAUUUAGAUGGAAAAGGAAGCUCCCAGAGAACCCACUUUGGGGAAGGGGGACAGGGACAGGCACGAUCCCCAGGCAAAAAAUCUGCAGGACAGACAGACAAAUCCUUUGAUCUCUGGAGUUGCAGGGCAGGAGCAGAGGGGACAGGGACCUGGGGCCCCCUUGGCCAAGGGGAGCAGGGGAAGCAAAGGCAGAUAUUAGGCAAAGCUGCUGAUCCGAGCCAAACCGCACAGGGAAGCCGGAGGGGACAGCCACGGCGGGGACCCUCCCCUCUGCCAUGCCCUAUGCCCCAAGCCCCAAGUCUGCUGCCGGGCUGCCUGCCUGUUUCUCCCACCGGCCAGCUAUGCCCGGGGGGGGGGGCGGGGGCACACAAUGUCUGUAUAUCGCUGGGGUUUUUCCAAUACACCUGGUCGGUGAUAAACUGCACAACAGCCCCGCCCCCCUUACCUGUUUGUGCCCUCCAGCAAGGCCUCCCUGCGGGGUGGGGCUGCCUUCCUCCCGCUCAGAGACUCCCCCUGCAGACGGGUCACCCAGCUGAGGCGGGAGACAGCAUGGACAGGACCUUGGGUCUUCAAGGUUGGGCCCCAGCUUCUUGUCACCCUUCCCCUGUGGCCAGUCACCUCCCCCACCCUUCUCCCUCUUUAAUGGAUGAAUCUAUAGGCUUGGUGUGUGUAUAUACCCCACACGGGCCCAUGGCCCUGUCCUUCAAAUACUGAGCGAUACUGUUAUCUAAGUCUGAAUUCAGCAAAUUCAGAAAUCAGAUUUUGCCAUCUCUACUUUUAUCAAAAGGGAAACUGAGUCUCUGAACAGUUGAAAGCCCAGCUCACUCAUUAAAGGCUGGAUUUGAACCCAG